CUCACAAGGAUUGGGAGAGAGUGAGUGUGGGUGAUAUUGGCCAAUUCAUGUGUGGGCGUUGAGGGUCAGUGCACGCUGGGUCAAACAGUAGUUUAAUCUCAAUAGUUUCCUUUCCUUCAUCUGAAUUCAUGUGGGUUAAAAACAGAACUGCUUAACAGGAUAGACCUAAAGUGUCAGCUAAAACUAUCUGGGACUGGACAAAGAGAGGACAGAGAUCCGGUUGUUUUGCUGUCAACCUGCAUUAUUAUGAAAUACUUGGCAGGAGUCCUGUUGCUCUUGGCAACAAUGCUCACGCCAGUCAACAGUGCAGAGCAGUGCCAGUGUCGGUGUGAUGAGGAGCGGUUGAACAUGGAACUGAGCUCGGUGGACGACCGCUACCCGACGUGCAGGGAAGAGAUGAUGGGGAACAUCACCGCGGGCGACCUGCUGACCAGGGAACGCCAGGCCAGCCCUUCUUUCUCCACCGCCUGGUCGCAAGCUGAACGCUGCAAUGUGACGGUGGCGAACCUCACCGACCUCCAUGUCACAGCGUUGACCCUCUACACAAACACAUACAACCGCACCUUCCCUUUGAUCUUCGACGUGGAAGCUAGAUCUCUGGGCCCCGACGCCAAUGUUUACCGCCGGUACUUCCUGUUCAAGUCCCUCCACUUCCUGCUGACCGACGCCCUGCGGCUCCUGAUAGGGCGGGAGGAGGCAGAGGCGGAGCAGGAUGGGAAGGGCUGCCUGCUGGUGUAUGCUGACAGCGGGCGCGGGGACAACUUGCGAGGGGAGGUGGGGGAUCAGGUGCGCACCGGGCACUUUGUCCUGGCGUCCACGCGGCGGUACAGCUCCAGCUUUGACCUGACCAUCCGGACGUGCCACGGGCACCUGCUGCCCCGCUUGCAUUCGCGCCACUGCCGCUCCUCUUCAGGCCUCAAUGUGCUGGUGCCACCCUACGAGCUGUUCAGGGUGGUGGCGGUAAAGAAGGUACCUAGCAACUGGAGAGGUGCUCUGACAUGGCACUUCUACCUGGAGUCUAUUGGCACUAUGACCAAUCUCAACUGCGCUAUGACUUCUGCCAUGUGAUCGGCAAGUUAGCUUGUACAAAGCUCUAAGCAAAUAAAGUUUGUUUGUUUGAAGAAUC
This is a messenger RNA of Salvelinus namaycush (lake trout), 1126 nucleotides long. RefSeq names its product ecto-ADP-ribosyltransferase 4-like. Lineage: Eukaryota; Metazoa; Chordata; Actinopteri; Salmoniformes; Salmonidae. The record is from RefSeq and is a predicted model, not a curated record. Bases 247 to 1068 code for a protein of 273 amino acids. Gene Ontology annotation, molecular function: NAD+-protein-arginine ADP-ribosyltransferase activity; NAD+ poly-ADP-ribosyltransferase activity. The transcript has 3 exons.